Messenger RNA from Phragmites australis (common reed), 2055 nucleotides. RefSeq names its product tonoplast dicarboxylate transporter-like. The transcript has 6 exons. The record is from RefSeq and is a predicted model, not a curated record. Gene Ontology annotation, biological process: monoatomic anion transmembrane transport. Gene Ontology annotation, molecular function: transmembrane transporter activity. NCBI's taxonomy places the organism in Eukaryota, Viridiplantae, Streptophyta, Magnoliopsida, Poales, Poaceae. Gene Ontology annotation, cellular component: membrane. The coding region runs from base 238 to 1848 and encodes 536 amino acids.
CAGCAACGGCUUCUCUACCAGGGCAGCCGAGAUGAACAACCCAUCGGCAUGCCAAUUUCUCAUUUGUUUCACGUGGAAAAAAUUCUAACUCGGCCAGACCUCCGUCCAUUUUAAGCUUCGCGCAGCUAAAGUCAGCCGAGAUGAGCUAGGCGACGCCACCACACCUCAAACAACCGAGCUUCGGAGGAGGACGGCAGCUCCGUCGAUCAGCCAUUCAGCCGACCGGUCGUCGCGGCGAUGGACAAGCACGGCAGCUUCGUCGGGAGCUCGUCGGAGGACGUGGAGGCGCCGCUGCUUCUGCACGCGCGCGAUGGAGCGACGGAGCGGUCUGCGGCGGCGGCAGCGCGGGUGCGCGCGCUGCUCGCUCACGGGUACCUGGCCGUGGCGUCCGGGCCGGCGGCGUGCGCGGCCGUGUGCGCGCUCGUGGACCUCGGGGGCCACCGCGAGGCGCGCAACAUGCUCGGCGUGCUCGCUUGGGUGUUCCUCUGGUGGGUCACCGGCGCCGUGCCGCUCGCCAUCGCGUCCAUGGCGCCGGUGUUCCUCUUCCCGCUCUUCGGCGUCUCCUCCGCCACCGACGUCGCCAAGGCGUACAUGGACGACGUCAUCUCGCUCGUCCUCGGGAGCUUCAUCCUCGCGCUCGCCAUCGAGCACUACCAAAUCCACCGCCGGCUAGCUCUCAACAUCACGUCGCUGUUCUGCGGGGACCCGGUGCGGCCGCCGCUGCUUCUGCUGGGCAUCACCGGCACGACCUUUUUUGUCAGCAUGUGGAUCCACAACACGGCGUGCACGGUCAUGAUGAUGCCGGUGGCGACGGGGAUCCUGCAGAGAUCCCCACGGGGCGACGAUGCCGGCAGCCACGAGGUGCGGCGAUUCUCCAAGGCGGUGGUGCUCGGCGUGGUGUACGCAUCGGCGAUCGGCGGGAUGGCGACACUGACGGGCACCGGCGUGAACAUCAUCCUGGUCGGGAUGUGGUCAUCCUACUUCCCGGAGCAGGAGCCCAUCACCUUCAGCUCAUGGAUGUCCUUCGGGCUCCCCAUGGCGUUGAUCAUCUUCUUGGCUCUCUGGGUUACACUUUGCCUCAUGUACUGCUCCAAGAACACUGGGAAGGCAAACUCUGCUUACCUGGACAGAAGCCAUCUCAGACGAGAGCUCAGCUUGCUAGGUCCAAUGGCGUUUGCAGAGAAGAUGGUCUUGGCUGUGUUUGGGGGUCUAAUUGUGCUAUGGAUGACCAGGAGCCUUACAGAUGACAUACCUGGGUGGGGAGCUCUCUUCCACAACAAUGUUGGAGAUGGAACAGUCACUAUCAUGAUGGCAACACUGCUGUUCAUAAUCCCAAGCCGGCAGAACGAGGGUGAGAAACUGAUGGACUGGAACAAGUGCAGGAAGAUCCAGUGGGACAUCAUCCUCCUCCUCGGGGCAGGCUUCGCCAUUGCUGAUGGCUUCAAGUCAAGCGGCCUGACCGACAUCCUCUCUGAUGGGCUCAGGUUUCUGAAGGGCGCACCGACGGUGGUCAUUGUUCCUGUGGCCUGCAUUGUCAGUGGGAUCAUCACAGAGUUAACAUCUGACGAUUCAACCACCACGCUUGUGCUGCCUCUGUUCGCUGAAUUGGUGAAGUCCAUAGAUGUGCACCCGGCGUUGCUUAUGGUUUCUGGAACAAUUGGGGCUCAGCUUUCAUACUUGUUACCUACUGGAUCACCAUCAAAUGUCGUUGGGUUCAGUACUGGCCACAUUACCAUCAAGGAUCUUGUGAUCACCGGGUUGCCCCUGAAGCUUGUCGCAAUUGCAGCUCUGACAAUCUUGCUGCCAAGUUUAGGAUCACAGAUUUUUGGCAUAGACAGCAGGACAUAGAAGCACAAAUGCAAAUUUUGGACUAUUCAUUUAUUAAACCUAGUCCAGCUGUAUUUUCAUAUUUGUAUAGUAGUUUCCUUAUGUCAUAUCUGUGAUUCUGUGCCCUAGUUGAGGGUAAGGGGUAAUACUCUUCGACUUGUACAAGAGAGCAUUGAGAUGUGUACGCAGUCGUUGUGUGAAUAUAGUUGAAAUGCACCAAUUUGAUCA